AUGAGACUCUCGACGAUCGCCGCGGGCGUCAUUGCCUGCAUGGUCACCGAUGUCGCGGCCACGGCGCUGACGUACAAGCUGACGGCCAACGAGAAGGCCUGCUUCUACACGGACACCAAGAAGGACAACGAGAAGAUUGCUUUCUACUUUGCGGUCCAAUCGGGCGGUUCGUUUGAUGUCGACUACAUCGUCGAGGGCCCUGGUGGCAAGGUCAUUCUCGAGGGCGAAAAGGAGCGGAGCGGCGACUUUGUCUUUACGGCCAAGCAGGCCGGCGAGUACUCGUUCUGCUUCGACAACGAGAUGAGCACGUUUGCCGAGAAAUACGUCGACUUUGACAUUUCGGUCGAGAACGAGUCGCGCACCGCGCAGAUCCCGUCGAAGCAGGGCACGUCGCCAGAGCAGACAUCGGUGCUUGAGGAGUCCAUCUUCAAGAUCUCGGGUCAGCUGUCCACCAUCUCACGAAGCCAAAAGUACUUCCGCACGCGCGAGAACCGCAACUUCAGCACCGUCAACAGCACGGAGAAGCGCAUUGUCAACUUUAGCAUGAUUCAGAUUGCCCUGAUUAUCUGCAUGGGAGCGCUGCAGGUGUUUGUGGUCCGGUUCUUCUUCCAGGGCGCGCGCAAGGGCUACGUUUGA
This is a messenger RNA of Purpureocillium lilacinum, 636 nucleotides long. RefSeq lists its product as uncharacterized. Gene Ontology annotation, cellular component: Golgi apparatus; COPII-coated ER to Golgi transport vesicle; endoplasmic reticulum-Golgi intermediate compartment. Gene Ontology annotation, biological process: Golgi organization; protein retention in ER lumen; endoplasmic reticulum to Golgi vesicle-mediated transport. Lineage: Eukaryota; Fungi; Ascomycota; Sordariomycetes; Hypocreales; Ophiocordycipitaceae. The record is from RefSeq and is a predicted model, not a curated record.